ACAAACCUUGCUGUCGCUCAAUUGGGAUCAGUGGAUGAGAAAAAAAAUUGGUGGCCCGUGCUGCGAUACGAUAUCGACAAAUUUACCUUCGGGUUGGUGUUUUAGAUCAACUCUCUUAAUGUUAAAGCUGCUAUAGAAAAACGUCGCGCACAAUGGGGGAGCAACCAAUUUUCACUUGCAACGCUCAUGUGUUCCACAUAGAUCCCAAAACCAAACGCACAUGGAUAACAGCAAGCUCGAAGGCAAUCGCUGUUAGUUUUUUCUACGAUUCCUCACGCAAUCUCUACCGAAUUAUCAGUGUUGAAGGGAGCAAGGCUGUUAUCAAUUCAACUAUUACUCCUAACAUGACCUUUACCCAAACGUCCCAAAAGUUUGGCCAAUGGAGUGAUGUACGUGCCAAUACAGUGUACGGGCUAGGGUUUGCUUCGGAAGCCGAGCUUGGUAAGUUCAUAGUAAAGUUUCAAGAAGUGAAGGAAGCCACCAAGGACGCCCUCAACAAGGCGUCAGCCAACGGUAAUUCUGCGGCUGCAUCAGCAAACGCAUCGCCCAUCACGGCCCGUGCAUCGGCCAACAGUGGCGAUAUUUUCGAAACCGGAAACCUAGAACCACCACUGGCACCGGCAAGUAGCAUUUCAACGACCUGUAAAACGGACAGUCCAUCGCAUAACAAUAUCAGUGAGACGAAUGCUAACAAUCUGAACAAUGAACUGAAGCAAUUGUCAAUUAACAAUUCAUCAACGAACGAUGGCACGGUAACUUCAACAUCGGAGCAGCAACUUAAAUAUGAAAACGAAAGAUUGAAGCUUGCCCUAGCACAAAGCUCUGCAAAUGCUAAAAAAUGGGAGAUUGAGUUGGCAACACUUAAAAGUAAUAAUCUAAGAUUAACGAGCGCGUUGCAGGAAUCGACAGCAAACGUCGAUGAAUGGAAGCGACAGCUGCACUCUUACAAGGAGGAAAAUCAAAGAUUGAAAUUACGCUACCAAGAUCUGGAAGCUGGCAAGGGUGGUGUUGUACCCGCGGCAGGUGGCGGCACAAACGCGGCCGGAUUAGCUUCAAACGAGCUAACGGAGGAGCUAAGACGUGAGAUUGUGUCUCUAAAGUCCCGGAUUGAGGGACUAGAGGCAGAACUCAUGAAUCAAGAGAUGGAACUGAAGGCAGCAAACAAGACUCUCAAAGAUAAGCAAAACGACCCUACGCUAAAACAGAUGACUAAUCUGUGCAAUCAGUUUAAUGCACAAAUAACUGAACUAAGCGGCAUACAAAAGGAGAUGGAAAAGCUGAUUCAGGCGCAGCACAAAUCUACUUGAGAUAUGAAUGUGCCAAAAGCAGCAUCGGUGGCCAUUAGCGGUA
Molecule: messenger RNA, 1350 nt
Organism: Anopheles maculipalpis
Lineage: Eukaryota; Metazoa; Arthropoda; Insecta; Diptera; Culicidae
Gene: homer
Product: homer protein homolog 2
Exons: 8
Coding region: 153-1307 (384 amino acids)
Biological process (GO): regulation of store-operated calcium entry; G protein-coupled glutamate receptor signaling pathway
Cellular component (GO): cytoplasm; dendrite; plasma membrane
Molecular function (GO): G protein-coupled glutamate receptor binding
Source: RefSeq, a predicted model, not a curated record